CAGGCCCUCGCCUCUGGCCGCGGCACGCUGGUCGAGUUUUACGCGCCGUGGUGUGCCGAGUGCCGCGAGAUGGCGCCGAUGAUGUACCGGCUGGAGAAGGAGUACGCGGGGCGCGUCAACUUCGUGCUCGUCGACGGCGCCGACCCGAAGAACGAGCAGCUCGUCUCCCUCUUCAGCGUCGACGGCGUGCCGCACUUCGGCUUCAUCUCGGCCGAGCGGAAGCUGCUGCAGACGCUGAUCGGCAACGUGCCGAGGCAGGCGAUGGAGGCUAGCCUGAGGCGGCUG
Emiliania huxleyi CCMP1516 is the source of this 285-nucleotide messenger RNA. RefSeq lists its product as hypothetical. Gene Ontology annotation, biological process: cytochrome b6f complex assembly. Gene Ontology annotation, cellular component: chloroplast thylakoid membrane. The record is from RefSeq and is a predicted model, not a curated record. The transcript has a single exon. The annotation marks the transcript as partial. Lineage: Eukaryota; Haptophyta; Isochrysidales; Noelaerhabdaceae.